This is a messenger RNA of Phyllotreta striolata, 1755 nucleotides long. The record is from the annotation of a GenBank genome assembly. Lineage: Eukaryota; Metazoa; Arthropoda; Insecta; Coleoptera; Chrysomelidae.
AAAUUGCGCAUGGCGGCCUGUCAGAUGUUUUUGUAAAUUCGGCUUCGCAAUUUUUAACUGAUUUUUUUGUGUCACUGUGAAAAAUCAACACACUGAAAAUGAGUAGUGAUGUGCCGUCGAGGAAAAUAAAGCGGUUCUCCGAAUCCGACAGGAGCUCGGACUUCGAUGCGGCCACCCAGAAGGUUUUGGAGGAGAUUGAUGUUUGUCAAAACGAAAUUGAUACGAUUAACGAAAAAGCCAGCAUAGAGUUACUCAAAAUCGAACAGAAGUACAACAAGCUGCGGAAACCGUUCUUCGAAAAGCGCAACAACCUGAUCAGCAACAUUCCCAACUUCUGGAUAACGGCUAUUAUGAACCAUCCUGAUUUGAAUGCGCUGCUCGACGACACCGAGGAGGAUUGCCUGCACCACCUCACCAAGCUGGAAGUCGAGGAAUUCGAAGACAUCAAAUCCGGGUACUUCAUCAAAUUUUAUUUCGAGGAAAAUCCUUACUUCGAAAACUCCGUCAUAACUAAGAAAUACCAUCUCGACAGCGCUACCCCUACUUCGGAAAGUACGCAGAUCAUAUGGAAAGAGGGCUGCAGCUUGGGGCAAACCAUCGAAGCGAACCGAACCAAUCGCAAGCGUUCCCACGAGUCCCUCAGGACCUUCUUCAGCUGGUUCAACGACAACGCCGAUGCUUUCACCGAUGACAUCGCGGAGGUGAUUAAAGAUGAUCUGUGGCUGGAUCCCCUUCAAUACUAUCUGGUACCUGACGCCGAAAGGGACGAGAACGGCGUCGAAGGCGAGGAAAGCAGUAGUGAAGACAAUGAAGGAUAAAUCCGUAAAUCAAUUAAGCAAGAUUUAAGCUCACGUUAGCUAUGGUGUUUUAAUUUAUUGUCUCAUUUUGAUUUACUGUUAUUUAAUUAUUACUCGAUUUCUAAGAGUGUUUGAUUGGUUUCAGAGUAAGUUUGGCAUGUAUAUGUUGUGAAAUUUUCAUGUCAAAUAGUUACCAUUGGUGUUUAGUUUAAAAUUUACAGAAUGUUUCAAGGGUGCGGUAAAUUUGGAAGUAACUUAUUCAAGCCCUGAAACGCUCUGUUUAGGAGCAAAAAAACAUGUAUGUUAUAUCAUUGUUGGUGUUGUUUAUGUACCCCACGUUUCUCACCCACUCUUAACGUAUUUAUGCGACUUCAUACUUUUAUUUAUAUUUAAUGGAAAUGUGAACAGGGUCGUUUUAAAUGAUUGAUAGCAAUAUGUCUGCAUCUGGAACUGAAUGCUCAAUAAAUAAAACGCUCCUGAUUGACUAAAUAAUUUUUCUAAUUUGUAUACAUGUCAAAUUCAAACAGUUUAAAUAAUACCGAUAAAAUUGCUAGUCAAAUUUUUAAUUUUGUAAAUAUGAGCAUCAAUAUAUCUGUUGUAAAUUUUACAAACACAAAGUCAUUCUAAUUUUGAACUUUAUAUAUUUGAUUUUACAAUAUCUUAAUUAUUCAAUGUGUUACUGUAAGUUUAUUUACACUGUUUGAAUCUUUUCUUUUCUAUUAAGCCUUAGGAACAGGUGAAUCAUGAAUUUAAGAAAAACUACAUUAAAACAAGAUUACGUAAAUAAUUGUUUAAAAUACAUAAAAAAAUUCAGAAUUCAGAACUAUCACUAUAAUUUACACUCAGAUAAAAUAUUAGUGUGUCAAUGUUGUAGCAACAUAUAUGAAACUUCUGAUUUUUAUUAAAAUUGUUUUAGUUUAAAUUAGAAAUUACGUAUUUUUAAAUAAAUGGGUGAAAG